GAUUUAGUUUGGACUAGAAAUGAAUACAAUUUAUAUAUGUAUGAUCUGCAUUCUAUUCCGAUUGUGGAAUUGCAAAAAGCUCUUUGUGCAGAGAGACACCACUGUCGAAAUAACUUGUCCAUUUAUUGCAACCAAAAAUGAUUAUGUGACGUGGUGUUUUGAACAAUCGAAGAUCAUUUCUGACGGAAAGAACGUAAACCCAAAGUUUAAGACAAAAUAUAGAGUAACAAAUACCGGAAAUCUUCAAAUUCUAAAUUUUACUGAUGCCGAUGAAGGACGAUACACGUGUCAAGGAUUUAUUGGUGAAAAAGUUCGUCAAGAUACAGUCAUUGUGGCAUUGUGCAACGUACCAAAUGAAAUAAGCAGCCUCUCCUCUGUAUUGGAAGGAAGCAGCAGUGAUGCUAUGCUAAGUCAAACAAAUGUCCUAUGUAAUCACGGUACUGUCAUAGAGAGAAACAACAAACAUUACCACAAUAAAGGGAAUUAUUUACUGCGUGUAACUUUGAAAUUGAACAUAUCACUUCAAUACAGUUUGGAUAAUGACAGGGGAAAACAACAAAAAGCUAAUGUAUGGAACUAUAAGUGCUUGACAUUGAAUGAAGACCAGUGUGUGACGUCCAACGAAAACAUUCUGAACUUUUUAAAAAGACAUUCCUCGGGUUGA
Mytilus trossulus (common blue mussel) is the source of this 664-nucleotide messenger RNA. RefSeq lists its product as uncharacterized. The coding region runs from base 20 to 664 and encodes 214 amino acids. Lineage: Eukaryota; Metazoa; Mollusca; Bivalvia; Mytilida; Mytilidae. The transcript has 4 exons. The record is from RefSeq and is a predicted model, not a curated record.